CACAUGUUCCACUUAUAAUUGUUUUACCCAUAAACCCUUGUUUCCUUUCCAGACAGAGAUCGAAGUUGGCUUGUAAUGUAUUCUCUGAUGCUACACGGAAGAAGAUCUUUGGAGUUGUUGCACAAGUGUAUGCGUCGUCUGAGAGUCGCAGUGAACCCUUUGCAAAAUGCGUACUCCUCCGCUAGUGCUGCUCAAGAUGGUGGAAAAGGGAAGAUUUUUACAGUCUCUUACAUGGUUGACUCACUUGGUUUCACUACAAAACUCGCAGAAUCAAUCUGGAGGAAAGUCAGCUCCGACUCCGAGAGCAAGGUCAACCCUGAUUCCGUUCUGAAUCUUCUUAAAAGUUAUAGUUUCACAGAUUCUCAGAUCUCCAGCAUCGUCACGAGCAACCCUCAACUGCUUAGAGAAGAUUCUGAGAAAUCUUUGGCUCCCAAGUUUCAGUUUUUAGAGUCGAGAGGAGCUUCAACCUCUGAGCUCACUGCGAUUCUUUCGAAAGUUCCCAAGAUCUUGAGAAUCAAAAAGGACAAAGCUUUCAGUAGAUACUAUGAUUUCGCCAAAGAGGUUAUAGAAGCCGACAAGAGUUUCAAGAAGGUACCUCCUGAAUCUUGUCUGAGAGAGGGUAGUAGACAGGAGAACAAACUCAGAAACAUAUUGGUUUUGAGAGAUUUGGGUGUGCCUCAGAAGCUUUUAUUCUCUCUGCUAGUCUCCAACUUCCAGACCGUUACUGGGAAAGAGAGAUUCGAAGAAACCCUCAAGAAGGUGCUUGAGAUGGACUUUGAUCCAACCACUUCUAAGUUCGUCCAAGCCCUCAACGCUGUUUACCAAUUGAGCGACAAAACAACUCAAGAGAAAGUCGAUGUUUUCUGCACAAGGUUAGGCUUCUCUGCGGAACACGUGUGGGAAGUUUUCAAGAAGUAUCCAAACCUUCUGAAGGUGUCGGAGAACAAAAUACUGAACUUCAUUGAAACGCUUCUAGGCCUAGGAUUCACCAGAGAUGAGGUAAUGGUGAUGGUCAAGUGCUUUCCGCGGUGCAUUACUCAUUCUACAACGGUGGUGAAGGAGAAGGUUGAGUUUGUGGUGAAGCAUAUGAAUUGGCCAGUUAAAGCUGUGUCUUUGUUUCCUCGGGUGGUUGGAUACAGCAUGGACAAGAGGAUUGUGCCUAGGUGUAACGUGAUCAAAGCUCUCAUGUCUAAAGGUUUGCUUGGAACUGGUGAAUUACCACCUCCUAUGGGUUAUGUCUUCAUUUGUUCCGAUGAGGUGUUUUUGAAAAGGUAUGUGAUGAAACACGAUGAUAAGCAGCUUGUGACUGAGUUGUUGGCUAUCUUCACGAAAGAUAAUGUUUAAAUAGACUAUGACAGUAGCAGGAAAAGAUUAGAGGUUUUCAUUAAGUUUUUGCAGUCUCAGUUUGAUCCGGAUCCAACUCGUUUAUACAUCUGACUUGGAAAAAAAACUUUAUAUGACGAUGCGUAAGAUAUGGUUUAUAGAUAAUUGCAACUAAGAACAACAAGUAGUGUGAGCUCUUUCAUGGUUC
Molecule: messenger RNA, 1531 nt
Organism: Brassica napus (rape)
Lineage: Eukaryota; Viridiplantae; Streptophyta; Magnoliopsida; Brassicales; Brassicaceae
Exons: 1
Coding region: 76-1344 (422 amino acids)
Biological process (GO): chloroplast organization; regulation of DNA-templated transcription
Cellular component (GO): chloroplast
Molecular function (GO): double-stranded DNA binding
Source: RefSeq, a predicted model, not a curated record